AGCUGCCACCACCUAUAUCGACACUUCUGUGAUUUAUGCACUGUCUGGUAUUCGACUUUAGAACAAGCGAGCGACUGUGCAACAGACCCGCCUCACAUUGCGCACGAAUGACGUAAACAACAGAGGAAGUGGAAAUUAGUUGAAAUCUAAAUUACCGACUUUCUUACUAGCGAGUAAAGAUAGCGAUUCUAACUGAAGAACAAUCACAGUUGAUGGUUGGGUCAACAUGUCUGAAAGAUCGGAAAGUUCAGUUUCAACGGAAACUUCCGCCAGAAAACUAUAUCGUGAACGACCGGAGUGGCAAGAUGUGACGCCCGAGGAUUUAGAUCAGCAAUCAGAUGAUGUAUUAAAAAUCUCUUAUACGAAUACGUUUCGGGACUGUUUUGGCUAUCUUCGUGCGGUCAUCAAGAGCGGCGAACUCAGCGAGCGAGUCUUCGAGUUAACCACGACCUGUGCAGAUGAGAAUCCCGCAUGCUACACUGUAUGGGUACUGCGACGAAGGUUACUCGAGCACCUGAAAAAAGACCUUAACGAAGAAAUGGAGUUUAUGAGUCGGCAGAUUUUCGAUAACCAAAAAAACUAUCAGGUUUGGUAUCAUCGCCAGAGGCUCGUACAGCUUCGCAAUGAUCCAAAAGGUGAACUCGAUUUUAUCGAACGCGUACUUAGCGAAGACGCAAAAAACUACCAUGCAUGGCAAUAUCGUCAAUGGUUGCUCAAGACAUUCAACCUUUGGAGCAAGGAGUUAAAUUUUUGUUCGUCAAUGCUUAACGAAGAUAUUAGAAAUAAUUCCGCCUGGAAUCAACGUUAUUUCGUCUUGAAAAAUACUACUGGUUUCCUUCGUCCCGUUGUAGAGGAAGAAAUUAAGUUUACGCUAGACAAAAUUUCUCAGGUGUCUUGUAACGAAAGCGCGUGGAACUAUCUUGGAGGAAUCCUAGCGCACGCUGAUGAAUCUCAACAAGAAAAACUACGAAAAAAAUGCGAGCAAAUGCGAGCGGACGGAAUUCAUAAUAUUUAUUUAUACGCUACACUGCUGUCUAUAUAUGAGAAAGCUGAAAUGAAAAAAGAGGCUCUAGAAAUUGUGUCCAUUCUGAGGACAGAGGAUAUUCCAAGAUCACCUUACUGGACAUUUAAACAGAAAUUGUUGUUAAAUGAGCCGACAGGAGAAAACUGAUCUUCAUCUAGUUGGAAUUAGGGAAGGCGUAAUGAAAAAUAAAUGUUCGUUCAUACGUUUUUCCUUUCAACGGACUAGUUACAUAUAUACAAUGAAAGAGCUGUAUAUGCUAAGAGAAAAAUAAAUAAAACGGAGACGUUAUUA
This is a messenger RNA of Varroa destructor (honeybee mite), 1315 nucleotides long. RefSeq names its product farnesyl transferase alpha (gene Fnta). Gene Ontology annotation, cellular component: CAAX-protein geranylgeranyltransferase complex; cytoplasm; protein farnesyltransferase complex. Gene Ontology annotation, molecular function: CAAX-protein geranylgeranyltransferase activity; protein farnesyltransferase activity. Gene Ontology annotation, biological process: protein farnesylation; protein geranylgeranylation. The record is from RefSeq and is a predicted model, not a curated record. NCBI's taxonomy places the organism in Eukaryota, Metazoa, Arthropoda, Arachnida, Mesostigmata, Varroidae.